AUUUUGUUUGGUUUUGGGUUUUCCAGCAUUUGCUACCAAAAUUCCACAAAACUUCAAAAUCAAAGUCUUAUUUUGUAUGAUUCUCUCGUCUCGUGUGGUCCUUCUCGGCAAACUUUCCACCAAAAAGCUGUAAAUCAUUUCUGGACGGUGUUAUUCCUUUGAAAUGAAAUAAUAACCUUGUUCAAGCAAGCAUAUUUAUUUGUCAGAAAAUGCUUUAGCUCUUCCAACAGCAGUUUUAAACGAAUCCAAAAUCUAUUUUAAAAGCUUCCCUUCGGGUCCAUUUUGCUAUUCCUUCUCUGUUUUUCUUUCUGUUUCUUGAUCAUGAAUCUCCUCCAUAUCAUUGUUGUCACCAUCAUCUUCACAACCUUCGCCAACCGAGCUUUCUCCAUAGACCGAAGCUUCGAGCGCUGCGAGCCUCAAAAGUGCGGACAUGGCCCGAAUAUAAGCUACCCUUUUUGGCUUUCUGGCAACCAAGACUCCUUCUGUGGUUACCCUAGCUUCAAGAUCACCUGCAACGGAAGAUUUCCGGUACUGAGUAUUUCAGGCGAUGAGUACAUAGUUAAAGAAAUCUUUUACUCAAACCAUUCGUUUGUGCUGGCCAACGCUGCUGCGGUCUAUGAUGAGAAAUGUCCACUCCCUCUCCACAACUUCAGCCUCGAACGAACGCCUUUCAAGUAUAGUUCCAAUCACGUCAAUUUUUCCUUCUUUUAUGGUUGCCCCGAAGAACCUUUGGAAUACAUGCUUCCAUAUCCCAUUGACUGUGCUAGCAACGGCAGCCAUCACUCUUUUGCUAUUUUUCACAUGGAGGUAGUUGAGCGCAUGAGCUAUUCGUUAGACUCGUGCCAGUCUUCAGUUCAUUUGCCUUUCGAUGAUGCUGUUAAAGUCGACGCAUUGAUGCAAAUGAACUACACCGAAAUCUUGAAGAUGGGGUUCAUUUUGAAUUGGACUGCGCAGAACUGCAGCAAUUGCCAGAGGAGUGGCGGGCGCUGUGGAUUCGAUAACAAUGAAUUCGUGUGUUUUUGUAGUGAUCGACCUCAUGUCAAAACCUGUGAUGAUGACAAUCCUUGGAACUGGAAGAGGAAGGUUAUUGUAGGUGUUUGCACAGCUACUGCUACCGUUGCUAUAAUGUGUCUUAUUUUCUUUGUAUACCAGCGCCGAAACAGAAAACCAUAUGAUCCAUCGUCCUUUGUAACUCGAGGCAUCCUUUCGAGUACCUAUUCUAUGGAUGACGAUAUGGAGAAGGGAAGUACCUACCUUGGAGUACAUAUUUUCAGCUAUAAGGAACUUGAAGAAGCGACUAAUUAUUUUGAUUCUGCGAAAGAACUUGGCGAUGGAGGCUUUGGCACAGUUUAUCAUGGAAAUGUGCACGAUGGGAGAGCGGUUGCAGUCAAGCGUCUAUAUGAAAACAAUUGGAAGAGAGUUGAGCAGUUCAUGAAUGAAAUCGAGAUUUUAGCUCGCCUGCGCCACCAAAAUCUUGUGUUGCUCUAUGGUUGCACCUCUCGACAAAGCCGUGAACUCCUCCUUGUGUACGAGUACAUUCCUAACGGAACUCUUGCUGAACAUCUUCACGGAGGAAGAGCAAAACCUGGCGCACUUCCAUGGCUUACUCGAAUAAACAUUGCCAUUGAAACCGCAAGCGCACUGUCAUAUCUUCAUGCAUCUGACAUUAUCCACCGUGACGUGAAAACUACGAAUAUUCUUCUUGACAACAACUUCGGUGUUAAGGUAGCAGAUUUUGGACUAUCUCGCCUCUUCCCAAUGAAUGUCACGCACAUCUCAACUGCUCCACAAGGGACUCCGGGUUAUGUUGAUCCCGAGUAUAACCAAUGCUACCAGCUUACGAGUAAGAGUGAUGUCUAUAGCUUUGGUGUGGUACUGAUUGAGCUCAUAUCAUCCAUGCCGGCUGUUGACAUCACGAGGCAUCGACACGAGAUCAAUUUGUCUACCAUGGCGAUCAACAAGAUUAAAAACCAUACAUUACAUGAGCUUGUAGACCCAUACUUAGGGUUUGAAUCGGACUCCAGAACACGAAAAAUGAUCAUUGCUGUGGCGGAACUAGCAUUUCGCUGCCUGCAGACUGACAAAGACGUGAGACCUUCUAUGGUUGAGGUGCUUAAUGAACUGAAGUGGAUACAGAGCGACGAUUUUAACAUACAAAAAGCAGAGGAGAUUGAUAUUUUGGCCGAUGAUAUUGUGCCGUUAAAGAGUGAUCCGCUGCCACCUUCACCAGAUUCCGUGGCAUUGAACUUGACUAGCGCGUCUACGACACCAAAUGGCAGCGGUAAACUUAUUCGUUCUCCGCCGUAAGUGGUGGCUGUCAUUUUGUAUUCAUCUACUGAACUUGUGAUUUGUUGAAUGAGAUGUAUAUAUUAUGUGAGAGCUGACAGAGAUUUAUGUAUGCUAAGGGUCCAUGUUUUUAGGCUACAUGGUUUAUCUCUUUUGUUUCAACUAGCUAAUCCUUUUAACGAGGUGAUUGUUUUAUUCGUUAUAGACAAACUUUCAUCCUUGUUUUUGAAGAGGGUAGUGCUAUUCACA
Molecule: messenger RNA, 2535 nt
Organism: Malus domestica (apple)
Lineage: Eukaryota; Viridiplantae; Streptophyta; Magnoliopsida; Rosales; Rosaceae
Product: LEAF RUST 10 DISEASE-RESISTANCE proteinUS RECEPTOR-LIKE PROTEIN KINASE-like 1.2
Biological process (GO): protein phosphorylation
Molecular function (GO): protein kinase activity; ATP binding; polysaccharide binding
Source: RefSeq, a predicted model, not a curated record